AUGGAGAUAGAGAUUCAAGAUGAACUUAAUAGCAGUGACCCUAUCAAGCAGAUGAGCGGUCUGCAGAAGCUCAACUUGAACUGGGUCAAUCAAGGACGUGAUCCAACAUUGUUCUUUAACUCACUAAUCAAGUGUAUAGGUGAUAGCGAUAAUAAGACAGCAAAGAUACUGUCAUAUAACAUACUAAAGAGUUGCAAGGCUGCUCAGAAUGAAUGGUCACAGGCCAUACCUGUACUUGUCAAGGACUUGAAGAGCGAUGAUGUAGAGGUGGUCAUUAGCAUUCUAAAGUCAUUGCCACAUAUAUCACCAUUGUUGACAGAGUUACUGAUGGUCGGCAACGCAGACUUUGGACAUCUGGUACGCCACGCUAAUCAGGCGGUGCGUCGAACAGCCCUCGAUACAUUGAUGACCCUGUUGUUCUAUCGUAAGGCCGUACUGCUGCAGUACAAGAGCUUUGUCAGCACGGGCUGGGACCUGAUAGUUGAGAAGCUGCUGGACGAGCAGCUACCAUCCGUGUACCAGGCGGCGUUCAAUGCCGUCUCGACGCUGUUCUCAGAGAUCUCGAGAUCAGUGUCGCAUACCGACGAGUUUGACAACAGCCCGGCAAGACGCCAGGCACUGUCGGUGCAUGGAGACAAUGUGGCCGCCAAACUGGUCGAUCACUUUGACGUGCUGCUCACGCGCUCCGAGCACAUUGAGAUGUCAAUGCGCCACGUCGCCGUCAACACACUGGCCUAUCUGGCCGACACUAUAUCACGCGCGGCUGGUGUGCCCCUGUGGCCUACAACCGAUGCGCCACGCCUCUCAACCAAACAGAAGCCCCUGACGUCGCCACAGAACAUCGUCAACAACCUCGUCGACCACUUCCUCAGCCUGCUUGGCUCCACAAACGACGCUCUCGUCUUCUCGGUGGGCAAGGCUGUGCUGGACCUCCUGCUCACACAGGCCAACCAACACAACGACACGUGGAUCCAACCCGUGCUCACCGCAUUCGUCGGCCUGUUGCGCCGCGAGGGUGUCACGCUCAACCCACUACCCAUCCUGCUGGCGAUCAUGGGCGUACUGCCAAUGCUUAACGACGACCUGCUGCUGGCCACACUCGUACGUAUCUUCCCCUCGAUCAAGUCCAUCACCGACUCGAACCAGCGUGUCAGCUACCUCAUCCGCACAUUUGAGUUGUUGAUCGAUCGCUACGUAACAUCCACGGGCAAGGCCAACCUCUUUGGACCAUUGAUGACCGAUCAGUGGAUGGUGUCCACGCUUCAAGACGAGGGCAGUAGUUUCCGCGAGGAGAUCGUUGUGUCCAUGGUAGCGAGCCAUCACAACGUCCUGUCGCGUAGCAUAUCACAAACAGACGAGCAGCAAUCGCCACCAAUGGGCAGCAGCGGCAGUGGCAUCUCUGGAUCAUCGUCCUCCUCACAGAUGUCCAAGACCACAACACUGUUCUACCUGCAUCAAGUCGCCCUCAACAUUGCCGAGGUGUGCCUCAAGUGUGUGUUGUGGCCUGUCGAGCGUCUGUACGCCCAGGAGUACUGUAUCCGUUUUGUGGACUGGUUGUGCCGCGUCACGCUGCACACUACCCAAGAGUCGGAGCACUCGCAGAAGUUGGUGUCCCUUCUGCGCUCUGAGCUGCUUGAACAGAUCGUCAAGAUCCCAUCAGACUACAUCAGUCUACAAUCAGUGUUCCUUAUCGCCCAGCACCUGCUUAAGUCGCCCAGCAACAAGGUGUAUGAGCAGAGCGACUCGAUGCUGCUGGCCAACAUCUUGCGUCUACGAUUCCUCUUCCUGGACAACCAGGCUCGCUUCACCCAGUUCAACGGAAGCGUUCGCGACAUGGUGAUGGGCGUACCAAUGUAUGCACGCGCAAUGCAAGCCAAUCUUCACCCGCUGUCGGCCUUUUGGUUAGGCGCACUCGAGUGUCUCUACCUCCUAGGCGCCACAGUGCCCUCAGCCGAGACUAUUGUCCUCCGAACUCUGGACGACCUCGUCAACACAUAUCCCGCCAACAAGGGUCUGGUGUCGCGCGCCAAGUUUGUCAAGAAGGCUCUCACAGUUCCACAGCUGCGCGCCACUCCAUCUUUCGCGACUGCCAACCUCGACUUUGCCUUUUGUCUUCCCAUCGAGUUCAUUGAGAGUGCCAUCUCAUUGCGAUCAGCUUCCGAUAUCUUUGCCUACGAAUGCAAGAAAGCCAUCACUGGCCUGGCUGGCGUGCAUUAUGGUUCGUCGAUACGUGACCGCCCUUCAAAGGAGGCCGCACUGGUCAGUGGCUGCGGUGACCCUGUCUGGGUCGAGGUGAUACACACUGCGCAUCCAACACUCCACACCAUCUCGCUGCAGGUCACCGUUACAAACAACGUGCGAUUCCCUCUCAAGAACAUUACCGUGGCACUCGGACUGACUGGCCACCUCGAGUUCCCGCACCCACUCACACAAUGCAAGCAUCAGAUCGCAAAGCUGUUGCCCGAGAAGUCGUACAGCUUUGAAGUGCCCCUCUCUGUUACCGGCCUCGAUCACAACGCCGUCACAUUCUCCGUCACGUACAAUCACCCAAGUGGCAUGAGCGAGGUGGAGAGCGCAAGAGGCAACAAGCCGGCACCAGUCACAAUGGUGCCAAUUGAGACGCGAUGCAUGGACUACAUACUCGAUUGGAACCAGUUCCUCAUCCCCUUCAAGUACAACCAGCAUCAGUUCCUGCAGCAAUGGCCGCGCUUCGAAGCCGCCUUCCAGGUGGACGUGGUGUUUGAGGGCGAGAAUGUGACGCGCGAGCUCAUCAACAGCUGCCUGCUGCACUACCCCUUCCACAAUGUGGAGACGAGCUACUACGACGAGCACAACUUCCAGUUUGCCUUCUCGGCGUCGACCUGGUUCAACGACCAGCUGUGCUUCACUGUGACGGGCAUGGACAAGCCGGUGCCCGCCGACUACUACCACAAGAAGAUCAUACAGGCCCGUUUCGAGUUCCGCUCGUCCAACGCCGGUGUAUUGGCAUCGUUCCAGAACGUUCUGGAUCUCUGGAUACACAAGCUGCCGAGAUCAUGCGAUCAAUUCCUGGCCAGACUUCAAUGUCCAGGCGAGAACUCAUUAUUCUCGAUCACCUCAGUCAAAGAUCAAUCAUCAAGCGCAUCAUCAAAGUCAACACCAUCAAAACAGAGCAUCAGUGAGAUAGACCUUCUCAACAAGUGGAAAGAGUCCAAAUCCAAUGUACAAAAGCAACAACAGCAGCUACCACCAUCGACCUCAUUGCUUCAGACGAUCGAGCAAGAGUUCUAUUGA
This is a messenger RNA of Acytostelium subglobosum LB1, 3273 nucleotides long. RefSeq lists its product as hypothetical. The transcript is spliced from 3 exons. The record is from RefSeq and is a predicted model, not a curated record. NCBI's taxonomy places the organism in Eukaryota, Evosea, Eumycetozoa, Acytosteliales, Acytosteliaceae. The coding region runs from base 1 to 3273 and encodes 1090 amino acids. Gene Ontology annotation, biological process: endocytosis.